Cuscuta campestris is the source of this 2357-nucleotide messenger RNA. NCBI's taxonomy places the organism in Eukaryota, Viridiplantae, Streptophyta, Magnoliopsida, Solanales, Convolvulaceae. The record is from the annotation of a GenBank genome assembly.
GCUCCUCCAAGUGGAACGAAGGUUGACGAUACCCCGUACCAAUGGCAGAACGGCAACGAAGACCAGCAGAAAUUUCAAUGAAGAAAUGACAACCCUAGAUUCCUUCGACUUUGUAUCCCCCCUUCUCUGGAUUUUGUUAUCACUUACAGAGUUUAAUUUCGAAAAAUAUAUCUAUAAACUGUAAAUAGCUCAAAAACCUCUCAAAAAAUUGUUCAUUAUAUCUCGGCCAAAACCCUAAAAUUUCUCUGGAAAACCUGUUAGCCACCAUGAAGCCCUUCAGAUGGAGGUCAGGGGUUGUCUGGCUGUUUCUGAUUUUGUCAGUAUUUGAUAAUGAUCGCGUCUCCGGAGAGCCGAGAUCUCAAUCUUCAAAAGAAGCUUAUGUGACGCUUCUCUACGGCGACGAGUUCCUGCUCGGCGUUAGGGUUCUCGGCAAGUCUAUCCGCGAUACUGGAACCACCAAGGAUAUGGUUGCUUUGGUCUCCGAUGGUGUCUCCAGCUAUGCCAAACAGCUCCUUCAGGCAGAUGGAUGGAUUGUGGAAGAAAUUAGUUUAUUGGCCAACCCAAACCAAGUGAGACCGACGAGAUUCUGGGGCGUCUACACGAAACUUAAAAUCUUCAAUAUGACUAACUACAAGAAAGUGGUGUAUCUUGAUGCUGAUACAAUAGUUGUAAAGAGCAUUGAAGAUUUAUUUAAAUGUGGAAAGUUUUGUGCAAAUUUAAAGCAUUCAGAAAGGUUGAAUUCGGGUGUUAUGGUUGUUGAGCCAUCUGAAGAAGUUUUUAAGGAUAUGAUUAGCAAGGUUACCACUUUGCAUUCAUACACUGGAGGUGAUCAAGGAUUUCUCAACUCCUACUAUGCUGGGUUUCCUAAUGCUCAUGUGUUUGACCCAAACUUGCCUCAAGAUGUCUUAAAUUCUAGACCAGUUCCUAAAAUGGAGAGACUUUCUACUUUUUACAAUGCCGAUGUUGGCCUGUACAUGCUUGCUAACAAGUGGAUGGUUGAUGAGAAAGAACUUCGUAUUAUCCAUUACACUCUUGGGCCACUCAAACCAUGGGAUUGGUGGACAUCUUGGCUUUUGAAACCGGUUGAUGUCUGGCAGAAUGCUAGGGUGCAGCUCAAGGAAAGUUUACCAGGAACCCAAGGAGGAAAAAAUCCUAAAGAUGAUUUUUUUGUCAAAUUACUUUUUCUUCUUCCGUUAUUUCUUGUACUUUCCUGCUUCUACCGGUCAUAUUUACAGACACACUCGAUUAGUGAUCACAUAAAACAUAUAUACUACAAAUUCAGAGCUGGAGGUAUCCUUCCUUACUCUGCAGUUCCUUCAUCCACCAUCAGCUCCAACCAGCAGGUUCGUAUUCUCAUCAACUUUUGGAGCAUGAUAGCAUUGAUCAAUAUUUUACUCUUCCUUCUUGGAUCCCUGGAAAUGUUUGAGAAAGAAAAUAAGCAGGAAAACAUAGAAGAAAACUGGAAAGAAAGAAUACGGUUGGGAAGAGAGAAGUCUAAAAUCAAUAAAUUUAUUUGAGAUAUUUUUUUGUACUAAUUUUUUGUCCACAUCUCUCAUGUAAGGCAUAAGAAAUCAUAUUUUUAAGUUUGCUUUGCAUUUCCCAUUUUAAAACUAAACAGUCGAAAACGAAACUCCAUCAUAAGUUUUUCCUAUUCCCAUGGCAUUCUCCAGGUUCUAAAAAUACCCUAAUCGAUGUGCCGAUUAGCCUAAUUCUAGUGAUUUAGUAGAUGGCUUUCUUAAACCGUGCCAAGUUACCAACUCAUGAGCAAACAUAUAUCAACUUUGCACGUGCAUAUAGGGUGUCAUACUGACAUGAACUUGCGAUAAAUGCACUUAACAAAUGGUGCACAUUUUAAGGUACCUUCUUACCUGUGUGGGAUGUCUAUCUGUGUCUGUUUUGCUGCUGCUUUGUGGUCUCUCGGGCUCUCACUUCUGAUCAUCCCUCGUCAAGUAUUGCCUUGGACUGGGCUCAUUCUUAUGUAUGAGUGGACAUUCACACUUUUCUUCAUCUCGUUUGGAAGUUAUUUGAACUUAGUCCAGAAACGGGGAAAGCUUAUGGGAAACCAAGUGGGCUCUUCUCGAGUUGAAUCUUUGGCAUAUGAUUCAGCAAAAGCUCAUCAGCGGCAGCAGUCAUGUUGUGACAUGGCUGCAUGGAACUAUAGUUUGGGAAUGGCUUUUCUUGCCAUUGCAACUCCAUCACUGCCUUGUCUUCUUGGGGUCACUUCACUAUUUUUAAGGUUGGGUUUGAUGGUGGCGGGAGGGAUCGUUCUUGCAUCGUUCAUGACGUAUGCGUCUGAGCAUUUGGCAAUUAGAUCAUUUGUACGAGGUUUAGAAGAGAAAGAAACGUUGAGGAGCAGU